GCAGGCAGCGAGCGGCUCCGGGGACACGGACCGGGGCCGGGGCCGGGACCGGGACCGGGGCCGGGACCGGGACCGGACAGCGACGGGGCCCCACCGGGGCUGGGCCGGCUCCGCUGCAGCGCCGGGCACCCGCGGCCGAGCCGGCGGGGAGUUACCGAGGAGCAAGAGCCGGUGUCAAGCCCCUCCCUCGAGUGUAGGAGGCAAAAAUGGGCCGGAAAAAAAUACAGAUCAGCCGAAUAUUGGAUCAGCGGAACCGGCAGGUGACCUUCACCAAGCGGAAAUUCGGGCUGAUGAAGAAGGCGUACGAGCUGAGCGUCCUGUGCGACUGCGAGAUCGCCCUCAUCAUCUUCAACAGCACCAACCGCCUCUUCCAGUACGCCAGCACCGACAUGGACAAGGUGCUGCUCAAGUACACGGAGUACAGCGAGCCCCACGAGAGCCGCACCAACUCCGACAUCCUCGAGACACUGAAGCGCAAGGGGCUGGGGCUGGAGAGCCACGAGCUGGAGCUGGAUGAGGGGCCGGAUCCUGGGGAGAAGGCACGAAGGCUGAGCGAGGGCAUGGACCUGUCGGUGGCACGGCCUCGGUUUUAUACCCCAGCGCGCCUGCCUGAGGCAACUUACAGCAGCUCCCCACCGGCCACUGACACAUCCCUGGGCAGUGCCAGUGGCUCCCCACAGGGCCAGGGCCGCCCGCCUGCCUUCAAAUCGGCAGCACCAAAGCCACCGGGAUGCUCGCCGGGACCGCUGCCCCCAGGUAUCGGCUACCCCCUGUUCCCUGCCGGCAGCCUGAACAGAGCCCUGGCCACCAAGACACCCCCGCCGCUGUUCCUGGGGGCCGAGGGCCGACGCGGCGAAGCCCACGGCAGCGCGGGGAGCAGCCGGAGCGGCGGCAGUGCGGCGCGCCCGCUGUACCCCGCUCUGCAGACCCUGAGUCCCGUGCUCACCCCAGGCAGCUCCGGUGUCCCGAGCCACGGCCUCACUGGUUUCCCCUUCCUCGCACCGGCCCAAGCGGCAGAGUUUGGGGCUGGCGAGGCCCCGCCACCCCCCGGGUUCCUGCAGCCCGGCCCCACGGCGUGGCAGCACCCACGGGACAUGGCAGCAUUGGGGGUCAGCAGCCGGAUCGUCUCUGCCGAAGAGCCGGCCCCGGCCCCCGGCGCCUCCCCGCAGCACCCAGCCAUCAGCAUCAAGUCGGAGCGGGUCUCCCCGGGGCUGGGCUGCCCCUCGGGCACCCCCCAGCCCCCCCUGGCCAGCCUGGCCUCCCUGAGCGAAGCCUCCCGAGGCCCCGCAGACCUCCAGCCUCGGGAUGACUACCCCAAGGGGUACCCCUACCCCCUGGGCCCCCCCCGGCCGCUGGCGGAGGAGCAACAGGUCCCCGUCCCCGCACGACGGGUGCAGGCCAUGGACACUUGGCAGAGAUAGCGAGGCUGACGGGGUGCAAGGGUGGGGGCCAAGCCUGGGGGAGCAGCCCCCCCUCCCUGCUUCACCCUCAUCCUCAGACCCCUGGGAAGCCCCUCGUGCCCUUUGCAGUGCCAUCAGGGGCGGGGGGGAGGGGGGGGUUGGCGGUGCCACAGAGCUUCCUGCAGGGUCCUGGACCCCCACCCUGGGGCUGCAGCUCCCAGUAAGCCCCUUCCCCACCCCAGUGCUCCCCACAUGCCGCUGGCCCCCCUCCCUGCAGCUCUGCCCCCCCCAGCCCCCUGCAAGGCCAGGACCCCACGGAUGAGGAGCGCUAGCCCGGUCACCUGUCCAGUGCCGGACACUGUACAUCCGCGUCCUUCCGUCCGUCUGUCCUUGCGACAGCGUGUCCCCAGCGAGUGGGAAUGCCUGAGAAGUACCACGGGGUGGCAGCAGGACUGAGAGCACCAGCCCCAGGUCCAACCCUGCACACCCCCGGCCCAAUCCUGCACCCGCCCGGGGUGGGGGCGGCGCAGCAAGGCGGGAAGGGGGGAGGCAGCCAGGGGCGGUGGGUGCUGCUCCCCCAGCCCAAGGGCUCUUUUCUAUUUAUUAUCUUCUCAUCAAUAAAGAGCUGGGGGUGUU
This is a messenger RNA of Tyto alba (common barn owl), 2036 nucleotides long. It is a transcript of the gene MEF2B, whose product is annotated as myocyte enhancer factor 2B. Gene Ontology annotation, molecular function: RNA polymerase II cis-regulatory region sequence-specific DNA binding; protein dimerization activity; DNA-binding transcription factor activity, RNA polymerase II-specific. Gene Ontology annotation, biological process: positive regulation of transcription by RNA polymerase II. The transcript is spliced from 9 exons. Bases 207 to 1421 code for a protein of 404 amino acids. NCBI's taxonomy places the organism in Eukaryota, Metazoa, Chordata, Aves, Strigiformes, Tytonidae. The record is from RefSeq and is a predicted model, not a curated record.